Messenger RNA from Ornithodoros turicata, 4117 nucleotides. It is a transcript of the gene Oatp30B, whose product is annotated as solute carrier organic anion transporter family member 3A1-like. Gene Ontology annotation, molecular function: protein binding. Bases 390 to 3101 code for a protein of 903 amino acids. The record is from RefSeq and is a predicted model, not a curated record. The transcript is spliced from 17 exons. Lineage: Eukaryota; Metazoa; Arthropoda; Arachnida; Ixodida; Argasidae. Gene Ontology annotation, cellular component: plasma membrane. Gene Ontology annotation, biological process: transmembrane transport; sodium-independent organic anion transport.
GGAGGUGCGCUGCCCCCUGGCGCGGUUCCCGCUUACCCAGCAGUCGAAGGUGAACGACUGUGUGUUGUCAGUGCUGCAUGCCAUAUCUGUCGUGCUUGACUGUUUUCAAUGUUACGUGGCCCGUAGAGACUGUACUCUCUGCGACCCGGGCGCUUGUGUCUACACGUAUUGUGCUCUGGAAUAAUCGCCAAGUGGAUUUCACGAACGCGUACCCCCCUGGGCCACUCGUCGCCAGGGCUGUCUUGAUUGAGACUAAGUACGAGAAGCACUGGACUGCAUACUGUGAACAGUCAGAGCUCUGCAGCACCAUGCGCUGCAGCCAGCGACACCGCAAGCAUCUUUGUGUCUGAUCUCAAGGGGUCUGUCCCUCCUCGGACAACCUGACGACGAUGUCCUCAUCAAGCUGCUUAGACGUGAAUGCGAGGGUGAUCGCCCCCUGCUUCACUACAAGAGAUGACUUCCACUUCCCACCCCCCGCACCCCAACACUGGGCCCGCGGGCAUCGCCGUACCAAGAGCGCUGGCAACUAUGGUGUGCGCGAUCCCAGCCUCUACACAUGCAUGGGGUUGUAUUCCCAUCAUGCUCCCCUUUCGCCACUGGCCCAAUCAGCAUCCACUAUUGCCCUGGCGGGAGGAGAUGGGACGGCACAGUACAGUCGACCACACCAUCAUCACCACUACCAUCACCAUCAUCACUACUACCACCUGCAUCACCAUGGUGUACCUCUGGUGCCUUUACAGCAACCAAGUCACGUGGCAGAAGUCACAUACUGCAGUGGGGUUGAUUUUGCAAGACCUGAGCAUUAUUCAGAAAGGUUGAUGAGUAAUGACAGAGAUGUGGUUGACCCAAACCUUCGAGAGUGUGGCAUCCUGAGCUGUCGUCCACGGUUUUUGCAGUACUUUGCCAGCAUUCGAGUGUUUGUAUUUCUAGCUUGUGUCCUAGUUACACUGCAACAGGCUCUUUCUACAGGAUAUGUAAAUAGUGUAAUUACAACCAUAGAGAAGAGAUUUGAUAUCCCUAGUCGGGUCUCAGGAGCCAUUUCCAGUUCUUUUGAAAUUGGUAACCUCCUGACCAUUAUUUUUGUGAGCUACUUGGGAAGCCAACGUCACAUUCCUGUGUGGAUUGGCAAAGGGACCAUAGUGAUGGCUAUUGGGUCGUUUAUUUUCUCCUUGCCAUAUUUCAUUGACCAAACGAGCUUGUCUGGCAUCUACAAGAUGAAUCUCACAUUGCCCGAGGAUGAGAACACUUGCCAUAUGCCUUCUGCUGCCAUGGUGCCAGAGCAUUCUAGCCACUUCAUAAAUCCUCCGCUAUCCCCUGAGGCAGAGAAGACCUGCAUGGACGGGCGAUCUUCCAACGGACUUUAUAUUUUUAUAUUUAUGAUUGCGCAAAUUUUGAUUGGUUGUGGGGGUACCCCCAUAUUUACACUGGGAACAACAUAUAUAGAUGACCAUGUCAGGAAAGAAAGUUCCUCUAUGUACAUAGGCUGCAUGUACAGCACAGUAGCAUUUGGCCUAGUAGUCGGAUACUUGCUCGGAGGCUACCUGCUGUCCCACCACGAAAAUGCCUUUCUAGGGGGCAUUGUGCCCCAUGAAGUCUUCCACGGAAGCCAGAGAUGGAUCGGCGCUUGGUGGGUGGGCUUCGUCAUCUGCGGGUUACUGCUCUUGUUCGUGGCAGUGCCGUUCUUUGCAUUCCCUAAGACACUUCAGAGGGAGCGAAUGCGUCUAAGGCGGGAGGAAGAGUAUCUCAACAGUAACAAGAUGGCGGUUGGCAUAACCCAAAAGAUGGAAGUUUGGAAGCCACCUGGGGCUCAGCAGCAGAGCACCACAAAUGACCCACCACCAGACAAACAAAACUAUGGUAGACGAGUUAAAGACAUCCCAGCAUCCAUGUGGCAUCUGUUAUGCAACCCCAUCUACAUGGUUACUUGUCUUGGCUCGUGCAUGGAACUAGCCAUUGUUAGUGGCUUUGUGGUGUUUCUCCCAAAGUAUCUAGAAACACAGUUCAAUAUUGGAAAGUCUCAGGCAAAUAUUUUCACUGGAGGAAUUGCCAUCCCUGGUGCCUGUGUUGGGAUUUUCUUGGGUGGCUACGUGUUGAAGAAGUUUCAGAUGAGACCCAAAGGAGCUAUACAGUUUGUGCUGUUCUUCAACCUUGUCUGCAUGGGUCUUUACACCCUCCUUUAUUUCCUGGGCUGCGACAACAUUCGUAUGGCUGGUGCGACACUGCCUUACUUCAACAACAGUAGCGAAUUGGACACAUUUCAAGUGAACCUGACAGCGGACUGCAACAUGGGCUGCCGUUGCUCUCCCAAUGACAUUGAACCCGUGUGCGGACGAAAUGGCAUCACCUACUUUUCACCGUGUCAUGCAGGCUGUAGGGCCGGUGCAGGAAAUGGUCCACAUCAAAACUACACCUUCUGCGCCUGCAUACUGCCCAAUGUGACAGUAAACCCUGAGGUCACAGCAGUACCGUUGGCCACUAGUGGACCGUGUCCUCAGCCGUGCCUGGCUUUCAUACCUUUUAUGGUGCUCCUAUUUGCCAUGACACUUGUGGUGUCCAUAACACAGAUGCCUCUGCUAAUGAUAAUUCUACGGUCAGUGGGAGAAGAAGAGAGAGCAUUUGCCCUUGGAAUGCAGUUUGUCAUCUUCAGGCUAUUUGGCUAUAUUCCUGCUCCCAUAAUGUUUGGAAACGUGAUAGAUUCAUCCUGCAUCCUGCGAAAAGCACACUGUGGAAUUCCUGGAGGAUUCUGUUUGGUGUACAACAUUGAACAGUUCAGGCUAAGGUAUAUCGCCGUGUGCUCAGGGCUUAAAGUAGCAGCAGGGCUGCUGUUCUUCUUCGAUUGGCUGCUCAUAACCUGGCGUCACAAGCAAGAGCUAAAGGAAACGCCACCUUUGACCAUGGGAGAGAUAGUCUCCUCCAUAAUAUCCCUCGACCGCCUUUCUGCGCUCGGGUGGGGUGAAGCUGAACAUCGGGACGACGCGGUUCCUUUGGAUUGCUGUGCUGAGGAGGACGAGAACUGCACGCUGAACGGGUCAAACUGUCAGAACCACUAUCCGCUGUUGAGGAUAUCUUCCCAGUCAGCAUCGUCCGAUGCCCAUUGUUGAACGCUUGAAGGUUUCCCCUUUUUAUGACACAGUACAACACCUGUCGAGAUUGUUUAGGCCUUGCAAUGACCCGUUACUUUGUGCGAUAAGUCCUGGCCUUUUCCUCUUUUUUUUCUUUUUUUUUUUUUUCGGAUGUAUCGAUGAGGGAGAAUUCUCGCACAUAUGAAAGUUUGAUGCCUGUAAAUUAUGAGAUGAGUGGCAUUUUUAAACUUAUUUUGAGAACAUAGAUUUAACGAUAACUGAUAAGAUCCUUUGUUGUGCUUGCAUUGUUCAGUUGGACAGUGAUUUUAUCUUUUCUUGUUUGGCCCUUAGCAGGGACAUUGCAUUCACACAAUAAGUAAAUAAUGUUGGGCUCAAAAUUUCCAGACUCUCUCCCUGGAAUAUUUUUGAAUAACGAGAAACUUUUGCACGAGGCACUAUAGAAGAAACGGUAGCACUGUACUGCAGUUGUAUUUUAGUCAGUCCUAGAGCAUGGUUGCAGUUAGGUGUAUGUGACUACAGUUGUUGGUGGUGCGAUGCAAUUAAUUUAAUUCAAUUAUUUACCAGUUUUCCAGCUAGCAGAUGGCAGAUUAGUCAUUCUCAUUUUUGUGGAAUCACACAUCGAGAUCACAAUUUCCUUUUCUUUUUUCUUUUCUGCCUCGUAUUUGCGAUGGUGCCGUGGACCAUAUUUGAUGUGGAUGUGAACAGAAGCUGUUUGCAUUUUAUACACUUGCUGGCAUCUAUGGUGACUGUAAAGUAGACAUGAGACUAUUGUACUUUAUGUUAGGACAUGUAGUGCUAAAAUUGAAAUCAACACUGUGCAUGAAUAGAACUAUACUAACGGUUUCAGCACAAUGUAUUUUACCUCUCCACGAAAUACUCACUACUUCAUGCCACAAAUUCAUAUCGAAUCUCCACUCACGUCUUCCACACGGAUGGAAAAGUUUCUUAAAAUUCACUGUUAUAGUAGACUGCACCAACUACUCUACUAACUACUCAAAUUUAAACCGUUCAUCUUGGGAGGGGGGGGGGGGGGG